Fusarium falciforme is the source of this 1833-nucleotide messenger RNA. Its product is annotated as PseudoU-synth-1 domain-containing protein. Gene Ontology annotation, cellular component: cytoplasm; nucleus. The record is from RefSeq and is a predicted model, not a curated record. Bases 10 to 1833 code for a protein of 607 amino acids. Gene Ontology annotation, molecular function: RNA binding; pseudouridine synthase activity. NCBI's taxonomy places the organism in Eukaryota, Fungi, Ascomycota, Sordariomycetes, Hypocreales, Nectriaceae. Gene Ontology annotation, biological process: tRNA pseudouridine synthesis; mRNA pseudouridine synthesis. The transcript has a single exon.
CAACCUCACAUGAGACGCUUUGGUCGUCAACUUGGGCGCCAAAGUCCGCUCGGAGCCAUCAUCAGCGGAGCUCAGAUUCAUCAUCAACCGUCACGACGCAGCGCUUCAGUUUCUUCGAGUUCUUCAUCAAGUGGUGAAUCCCCCGAAGCUCGUGCGCAGCGAAAGGCUGCCAGGUACCGCACCAUGUCCGGAGACGCAAAUUAUCAGUCAUGGACCAAGAACGGUCUCAUUCAGAGGGUCAAGGAGCUCGAGGCCGAGCUCAAGAGCCGGCCAGCCCCAGAACUCAAGGUCGAGGUUGUGGAACAGCCACAGCAGAAAAGUGAAGGCGACAAUACGACGCCGGGGACCAAAAAGGCCAAGCCCAAAGGCAAACGAAAGAUGGACCCGAGCAAGUACUCGACGCGGUUCAUCGCCCUGAAGCUCGCGUACCUGGGCAAGAACUACGGCGGCUUCGAGUUCCAGGCCAUGGCCAACGCCCCGUCUAUCGAGGAGGAGCUGUGGAACGCUCUCACAAAGGCGUGCCUCAUCUUUCCCAAGGAUGAACGAGUUGUUGACUUUGAGUGCUGCGAGUACUCCAAGUGCGGCCGCACCGAUAAAGGCGUCAGCGCCUUUGGACAGGUCAUUGGCCUGCGGGUUCGGAGCAACAGACCCUUGCCUAAGAAGCGACGGCGUCUAAGUGAAGCGGGCGAUGCCAUGGUUGUGGAUGAACCAACAGGAGAGAACGGAGAGGAAGAGGAUGAUUUUGAUACAUCAUCAUUCGACCCUAUCAAAGAUGAGCUGCAGUAUCCUCGACUCCUCAACCGUGUGCUCCCCCCUGAUAUCCGCAUCCUCGCCUGGUGUCCCUCCCCACCACCAGACUUCUCAGCCCGCUUCUCCUGUCGAGAGCGCCAGUACCGCUACUUCUUUACCCAGCCUGCCUUUACGCCAGAGCCUACGGCUGGCGGCGCGAAGAACGGUUGGCUCGACAUUGAGGCCAUGCGCGAUGCGGCGAAGCGGUAUGAGGGUGAGCACGACUUUCGCAACUUUUGCAAGAUCGACCCGGGGAAGCAGAUUACAAACUUUGUGCGCACCAUCUAUGAGGCCGAUAUCAAGGAGGUCCGCGAUGUCAGCUCCGCCUUGCCAUACCUCUCCGGGUCGCAGUAUGCGCCAGCGGAAGGAGUCUCGGAUAAGGACGCUGUGCACCCCAAGGUGUACAUGUUCCAGGUCCGCGGCUCGGCUUUCCUAUGGCACCAGAUCCGCCACAUGGUAGGAGUGCUAUUCCUCGUGGGUCAGCGCCUCGAGAAGCCAGAGGUCAUAUCGACUCUACUCGACGUGGCCAAAAACCCGUGCAAGCCCAACUACGUCAUGGCCGACGAGGUGCCCCUGGUGCUCUGGGACUGCAUCUUCCCUGGCGAGGAUUCUGCUCCUGUGGAUCCUGCUGCUGAGAAGCAGGAUGCCCUUGACUGGGUGUACCUCGCCGACGAUCCGGCGCUCUGCAAACCGGGCCAGUUCGGUGUGAUAGACGGUCUAUGGGCGCAUUGGCGUGAGCGUAAGCUUGAUGAGCUACUAUCAAACCAGCUCCUGCAGCUUGUCUCGCAGCAAGGCAGCACAGAUCCCUCUCGCCAGAUCUCGCGGCCGGAGCCCGCCAAAGCAAACAGCACCAUGGUGUAUGAAGGAGGCAACGGCGCACGCAUGGGAGGUCGCUACGUGCCGCUCCUGGAAAAGGACAAGUUGCAGUCUCCCGAGGAGCAGAAUGAGCGGUACGCGAUCCGAAAGGGGUAUGCUAGCUCAGAGGAUAUGCGAGCGCAGAGGGGCUUUGGCAGGAGAAAGGAUGAGUCCACAGCGGACGAGUAG